AGGGAGUGAACACUGGAGGGGAGGGGGGGUCAGAGCGAAGAACCGACUAGAAUGCUCGCGCUUUUUAACUUGCGCGCACUAAUUCACGGAGGCUACCAGAGCAACCAACAGACAACAUUUGAUCUGUGGGAAAUAUUACAAGAAUGUAAUGUUCCAGAAAAGCGGAAACAAAACGGGAAAGUCUCGGUGAAAGUGAGAAUUUGGGAUAUGAAGUUUCAAGCCGCAAUUUAUAGCCUAAGUAUCCUGAAUGGAAGGCUCAUUACCAUUUCAGUUGGAGCGACGGUUCAGGAAAUGAACACAUUUUUGGAGGAAACCCUAUUGAUAUCAUCAUAAUUCUUUCUACCGAAAUUGAUCACAAUAAACACUUGAGAUGGAGAAUCGGAUUUUGUUUACUUGCAUACUGUUUGGAAUGUUCCUGCGGAAAUCCUGUGGUCAAAACUCAGCAACUGAAGAAGUGUUGAACUGCUGUGAGGGCGACAUCCUCUUCCUAUUGGACUCCUCAGGCAGCGUCUCAUCCUAUGAGUACUCCCGCAUGCUGGGCUUCCUGUCCGAGCUCCUCCUCCCCUUCUCAUUGGGCGAGGACCAGGUGAGGGUGGGGCUACUGCAGGUGGGCACCCAACCCCGCCUCGAGUUUGGCUUUGACGCCCACAAUACCCAAUCUGGCCUCCAGGAGGCACUGGGGAACACCAAGGCUCUGAGGGGCGACACCAAUACAGAGGAGGCCCUCAGGAUGGCCAAGGACUGGGUGCUGAAGCCUGGAGGGGCCAGGGCAGAGCUACCCAGGGUUCUAGUGUGGCUGACGGACGGGGUGAAGCCGGGUGAUGUGAUUGGACCAAUGGAGGAGCUGAGAGAGGAGGGCGUAGCCGUUCUGGUGAUCUCCACGGGCCACGGAAACUACCAGGUGCUGCGGCAGGUGGUCACCCCACCUGUGGAGUCACACCUGUACUUUGUGGACAUCGACGAUAUGAGUAUCAUCACCAAGGACCUGAGGGAUGCCAUUAUUGAGAUCCUCUGGGCUGAACGGCUCCAGGUGCGAGAUGUGUCCACAGACAGCGCUGUGCUGCAGUGGCGACCGGUUCUGGCCGGAUUGAACGGUUAUUAUGACAUACGGUUUGGACCGGCUCCCAGUGGGGGAGUGGUUGGAGGAGGAGCAGGGGGGCCUGGUACCAGCCCCAGUACCAGUGGUGGCCAGUACCAGAGACUCACCCGGCCAGGGGAUUCUAGCACGGCCAGGCUGACGGGACUAAAGCCAGACACCACCUACACAGCCACACUGACUCCUGAGUCAAACCUGCAGGUGCUCAACCCCCUCUCCGUCACCUUCACCACUAAGCCAGAGGUGUUGAGCCCAGCCGUGGUGACGGUGUCAGACUCAGAGGCCAAUAGUGUGAGGGUGAGCUGGGGUCCUCUGCAGCCAGAGUCUGUCCAGAGCUUCCAGGUGGAGUACUCAGCGCUCCCGGGGGGGAAGCUCCACAUGACUACUGUGGGCCGGGGGCAGAACUCCACCAUGCUGACCAACCUCCAGCCUGACACCCAGUACUUGGUCACCGUGAGCGCCCGUCACUCCUAUGGCCAGGAGAGGGCCAUGUCUGUCAAAGUGUGCACUGAGGAGGUGAGGCCGGAUCUUGCAGACCUGCGGCUGACCACGGUGGGCAGUGACUCUGUGCAGGUGGACUGGAAAGCCAGCAUGGACGGCCUCAGGGGCUACUGGCUCACCUGGGAGGGACAGGAUGGCCACGGCUCUACCAACGCCCAGCGCUCCUCCUUCUACCUGCCCCCCAACUUACUGUCCACACGUCUGACACACCUGCCCCCCGCCACCAGAGUGUGUGUGUGGCCUGUAUACCGGACGACACGCGGGAAGGGCCUCUGCUGCACGGCCCAGUUUCAUUCAGAUGCAUCGGCUUGGGGCCACAGAUCAUAACAUUGCUGAGUUUAACAGGCACUGUACUAUGGCAAGGAUGGAGGGAAGAAGGAGAAGAACAGAUAGAAGAACAAUACAUCUGAACCUGCAUCCCUCUCUCAGUUCAUUCUAUCCUCUCUGGACAUCAUCCACAAUACACAAGGCCUUUGGCUUACAAAGCACUUGUGUUUAAUAGAUACUGAUACAAUACAUAUAGGCUUACUAUACUAUAAAACUGUUGCUCUAUUAGUCAGCACCCUAACUGAACUGUGGGUUGCCAUCUUCUGCAAUGCAGAUUUUCACAUAUUGCCUAACACCUGUAAUCAUACUUAAAACAUUUGUUUGUUUUACAGGUAGUGCACUACUUUAGACCAGAACCUUAUAGACUCUGGUUACAGGUAGUGCACUACGUUAGACCAGGGCCUUGUAGACUCUGGUUACAGGUAGUGCACUACGUUAGACCAGGGCCUUAUAGACUCUGGUUACAGGUAGCGGAGUCUAUUACCACCUUCCGGAGACACCUGAAACCCCACCUCUUCAAGGAAUACCUAGGAUAGGAUAAAGCAAUCCUUCUCAUCCCCCCCCUUAAUGAUUUAGAUGCACUAUUGUAAAGGGGCUGUUCCACUGGAUGUCAGAAGGUGAAUUCACCAAUUUGUAAGUCGCUCUGGAUAAGAGCGUCUUCUAAAUGACUUAAAUGUAAUGUAAUGUAAUGUUUUACUGUUUGUUUUUGAUAUGAUCUUAAGAUAGAGGUUGGCCAAGCAUAGCAGUCUAGUUCAAGCUAAUUCUGGUUUGCGGUAUCAUACAAGAUGUAGCUUUAAUCAAAAAGAUUAACGUACAGUAACACAUUUUUCUAGUGCACAGAGAGCAACUAUGCAAUAUACUUUCAAUGUUUCCCAAGACACCCACCCGUAAUAUUUUGGAACAUUGAAUAAAUAAGUGCUCAAACUCAGCUUAGACUUUAAUUGAAGGGCAAGUGAACACAGAACCCUUAAUAACAGAGAGGAACUCCUUUGAACUAAUUACAAAUCCCAAACAGAUUCUCUAUGUGGCUACACUGAUAAAACUACAGAUAGAUGUUCUACUCGUGAGAUGUUGCAGAUGUGCUUUUGAUAAAGGAUGGUCACACUGAUAUUUUCCAGGAUUGUUUUGACUCAUCACCACCAACACUUAUACAUGGAGGUAUUGGCAAACUGUUACAUUGGAUGAUGCUGUAUUCAGUCAUACAGGUUGGCCAUUGAACCAGGGGACAUACAGUGGGUAUCAUAAGUAUUCAUACCCCUUGACUUUUUCCACAUUUUGUUGUGUUACAAAGUGGGAUUAAAAUGGAUUUAAUUCUUUUUUUUUGUCAACAAUCUACACAAAAUAAUAUGUUAUUGUGGAAGAAAAAUUCUAACAUUUGUAAUAUAUCUUGAUUAGAUAAAUAUUCAACCCCCUGAGUCAGUACAUGUUAGAAGCACCUUUGGCAGCAAUUACAACUGUGAGUCUUUCUGGGUAAAUCUCUAAGAACUUUGCAUACCUGGAUUGUACAAUAUUUGCACAUUAUUCUUCUUAAAAUUCUUCAAUUUGCAAGUCUUGCCAUAGAUUUUCAAGACGAUUUAAGUCAAAACUGUAACGAGGCCACACAGUAACAUUCAAUGUAAUCUUGGUAAGCAACUCCAGUGUAUAUUUUGGCCUUGUGUUUUAGGUUUUUGUCCUGUGAAAGUUGAAUUUGUCUCCCAGUGUCUGUUGGAAUGCAGACUGAACCAGGUUUUUGAUAGAGGAAUUAAAUUCCUAUAUGUUAAUACCCAAUUAAAUUAAUACACUCAGCCCAUUUCUAAGGAUUUGUAAGAAACUUAUUUGCAUAAAAUGGGCGGAGACCAGUCUCAAAAUCAAGCACUAGCAUUUAUUCUCGAGAGUACUGAACAUGAUACAAUUUACAACAGGUUAUAAACUGAAAAUGACGUCAUUAGGUUUCGAACUGUUCCGUCGCUCCUCCACUCCGGUACAAUGGCAGUAUAGUUCUCAAGCCUUCCUACAUCGUCUCUCACUAAUUUAGAUAAUUUAUGACCAAGCCACUUCCUGUGUAGAUAAGCAUUCUAGCCAGUCUGACGAUAAGUUCAUUCGUUUCUACCAAGGAACAGACAGUCAUUGCUCUAAUUCUUGAUUAUAAUUACACACAUUAUUUUCAGUACUAGGAUUAAAAGAAAAUUAUACAGUAACAUAAUAGUAUUCUGAUUAGUCAGUCCUGAUUGAAAUGUAUACAUAAUUAGCCAUUAUUGAUAAAAAAAUCCCUUAACAUAUCCACCCAAUGAUUAAAUAUUAUACAUCCAAUCACACAUCCAGUUUUAUUAAAAUAUUAAAAAGCAUACAUCUAUUUUUAUUAGAAAUAUUUGUUGUUAUCAAAAUACCUUCUAACAUAAACCAAUACUUGCAUUCACCCUGACUGUUUUUAGGCCUACAUCAGAAUCAUAACUCUUCUUAUCAGGAUUUUCGUUACAAUCUUCAUCGAAACAAGAUACAACCUAACAUCUCUAAAUAUCAAAAUGGUCUAAUCAAGACCUAAGUUCCUCGCAUGUGAAGAAUCCGGAUUCAUUCAUCUAUUUAGGUUUGAGGCAUAUAUUCAUCAUUCCACUGGUCAGAUCUUGGAAUCAGUCCAUACCGCACCAUCUGUUUUCUCAUUGAUUUCUCCAGAGUCCUGGAAAUGAGACCUCAUACACAGGGAAUUAGACAAUAGCCACAAAAAAAACUAAAACAGUCACACAGGUGAAGGUAACCCAUAACACAGUGAUCAUAACAUUUUUCCAUUUUCCAAACAUACUAUCAAACCAAUUAGUCAGAGAAGUAUCCACCCCAGAGUUUUCUGCCAACUCGUGAGCCAGGGUGGUCAAACCAGCUAAGGCUUUCGUCACUGAUUUGUCUGGAGCUGUGCCAUCGGGAAACAAACCACCUCCACCCACUCUCACCCUUUCCAGCCAACAAACAUAUCCAAUACUAUCCUAUGUAAAUUCUAUUGUUAAAAGAUCCAGACGGAGCACUCUCUCUCUUCUACCUGGCUCUAGGUCUUUGUGUUUGAUAAGGGGAAAGGCAUGCCUAACUGCACUAGUUGCACAACUACCGGUCCAAUUGGUAGGCAGGUUAGGCCCCAGUCUCACACCUCCACAAACCACCAGACAUCCGUUCUAGGCCUUUUAUCUUACUAAAGUCCUCAGACACAGUCAGGUCCCUCAUUGUCUCGUCAGCUGUAACAUUCUCUGUCCUAUUGCAUGUUCUUACUUCUCCUACGUCCCAUCCGUUUGUGAUGUAGCGAGCCAUACAAUAAUAAUGUCCUCCUGUAACUGUGAAAGGGGGAAGCCUGGAUGCAAUGGACACAUCGAAGGGAAGGGAAACCUAAAAUAAUGCAGAUCAAUGCAACUGUCAUUGUCUGGCUUCUCCGGCCUUCAAGAGCAGCUUUCCAUACAGGCCAUUCCCCUGGGUGAAUCAAUUCCAUCAAAUGGAAAGGGGAUGGUAGUCAGCUGAGGUUUGGCUAUGGCGCAGGCAUAACAUUCUUCUUUAGCUACUGAUCUGGCUGUAUAGUGGAUCCAUUCUAACCAAAGGUUAGAAUCCCCAUAACCAGUUCCUACCUCAAUCACUUCCUUCAGAUAUUUCGUCUUCACUAUCUUCACCGGCCCUUGGCUCUGGACUACUCUGCUGUCAGUGUCUAUUGUGUCAGGUGCUCUGCUUGUAUUCCUGCUGACAUAGAGUUACCACUUGGCCUAACCUCCUCUACCCGGAACCGUACUAGGUUGUUGACCGAAAACUGUUAAAAUCCAACAUACCAUAACACUAGAUCCUCUUUCAUUACUUUUUUAAGGGUAAGGCGUAUCUUUAUGCAAUACAUCCCUCUCUCCGGAUUACAGUCAAAAACUCUCACCUUCACUAUACUCCACCUCCUUCCAUACUGGGUGAGUGAAUUCAUAUAGCCCUCUCUCUCUGUAUGAGCUAUGACCUGUGUCCACGACCAACAUGGGGACCUGCACCGAUAUAUACCAUAAUGGCUCAGAGUCCUAGACUGCCAUGUAGUUAGAGACCCCAUUUGGUCUACAUAAAACUCCAUUGAGACAUCCUUCCCAACCUCUACUCUAACUUCCUGUCUACCCAGAUCUAGGGAUCUCUUAUGCUUGUUUGGAACAAAAUCCUCAUCGUCUAAACCAUGGGUCAAAUGACCACUCUCCGCAUACUCAGGUGGGCGUGGUGUAUCAGGAAUAUGGCUCCCACGAUAAGACAGCACUCCGGUGAAGCCCCACCCUUUUCCCAGAAAAUCAAAUCAAAUGUAUUUUAUAUAGCCCUUCGUACAUCAGCUGAUAUCUCAAAGUGCUGUACAGAAACCCAGCCUAAAACCCCAAACAGCAAGCAAUGCAGGUGUAGAAGCACGGUGGUUAGGAAAAACUCCCUAGAAAGGCCAAAACCUAGGAAGAAACCUAGAGAGGAACCAGGCUAUGUGGGGUGGCCAGUCCUCUUCUGGCUGUGCCGGGUGGAGAUUAUAACAGAAUAUGGCCAAGAUGUUCAAAUGUUCAUAAAUGACCAGCAUGGUCGAAUAAUAAUAAGGUAGAACAGUUGAAACUGGAGCAGCAGCACGGCCAGGUGGACUGGGGACAGCAAGGAGUCAUCAUGUCAGGUAGUCCUGGGGCAUGGUCCUAGGGCUCAGGUCCUCCGAGAGAGAGAAAGAAAGAGAAUUAGAGAGAGCAUAUGUGGGGUGGCCAGUCCUCUUCCGGCUGUGCCGGGUGGAGAUUAUAACAGAACAUGGCCAAGAUGUUCAAAUGUUCAUAAAUGACCAGCAUGGUCGAAUAAUAAUAAGGUAGAACAGUUGAAACUGGAGCAGCAGCACGGCCAGGUGGACUGGGGACAGCAAGGAGUCAUCAUGUCAGGUAGUCCUGGGGCAUGGUCCUAGGGCUCAGGUCCUCCGAGAGAGAGAAGGAGAGAAUUAGAGAACGCACACUUAGAUUCACACAGGACACCGAAUUGGACAGGUGAAGUACUCCAGAUAUAACAAACUGACCCCAGCCCCCCGACACAUAAACUACUGCAGCAUAAAUACUGGAGGCUGAGACAGGAGGGGUCAGGAGACACUGUGGCCCCACCCGAGGACACCCCCGGACAGGGCCAAACAGGAAGGAUAUAACCCCACCCACUUUGCCAAAGCACAGCCCCCACACCACUAGAGGGAUAUCUUCAACCACCAACUUACCAUCCUGAGACAAAGAUGAGUAUAGCCCGCAAAGAUCUCCGCCAAACAUAUCAGCAGCAAGAGGCCAAGACACACUUUCACUUCUAUGAACACUCACAGCGGGGAAAGGUCGGGUUAAAGGGAAGUCUUCAGUAGGAGUGUAACCCCCGUAUCCUGUUGAUUACGGUUCUGCUCCUACCCCUAUGAUUGUUCGUGAGUGUCAGUGUGUCCUACCCUCUUACAAUGUGUGAUAUGCACCCAAGUUGCUCUUUCAGCUAUCCUCAUCGCGUAGGCAGUCACCAGGAGUACUUGGUAUGGCCCCACCCACCGUGCUGCUUCCCGUCUAUUCUCCUCGGGGACUGAAUUGAGUGAAUCACCUUAUCCUGUAGUUCACCUGUAGUGCAUAAAUCUUGGACAUACAGGUUUGGUUAACAAACAGUUUCUCAUAUGUUCUAUCUGAUUAUAUAUUUAACUUCUAUGCCUACUUGUUAGCUAAAAAAAAUGUUAUUGUUAGUUUAAUAUCCAAUAGGCCACUAAGUGUCCUAUCCUAGACCACAAUUUACCCAUCCCCGGUUUGAUACCUGGCUCUGCCCAGGUAACAACUUUAUCUAUUCUAAUUAAUGACUUAUGUAAGAUUCGUAAAUUAUCCUUAUGUUCUGACAUUAUCAUGUAUGUCCAAUUCUCCCUUUGGCGUCCAUUCAUAUCUAUCCUGUACCAAUUCUCUGUCAAGUGUCUUAUCUACUUUAAUAGGUAUCUGUGUUCAUUUCCUCUCUGCUCUGUAACAACCAUGUGUUGCUUCCAAAUUUUACCUAAUGUCUCACUGUUUGGCUUUAUCUAAACUCAUGGAUUUUUUUUAGAAAAACAUGUCCAUGGUGUCAAUUUCUAAAGUCCUUAUAUAGGUUAAUUAAGGUUCUCGAUCCUAUCCAUAAUUCUGAAUCACCACAGAUGUCAUAUAUCCCUGUCAAACUUCAAUACUAUUUAAAUAAAAAUAUUUGAAUGGUUAAUUAAAGCCAAAACGAAUGCUAACCAUA
Oncorhynchus masou masou (cherry salmon) is the source of this 8116-nucleotide messenger RNA. It is a transcript of the gene vwa1, whose product is annotated as von Willebrand factor A domain containing 1. NCBI's taxonomy places the organism in Eukaryota, Metazoa, Chordata, Actinopteri, Salmoniformes, Salmonidae. The transcript has 6 exons. Bases 371 to 1924 code for a protein of 517 amino acids. The record is from RefSeq and is a predicted model, not a curated record. Gene Ontology annotation, molecular function: protein binding.